Molecule: messenger RNA, 1772 nt
Organism: Ilyonectria robusta
Lineage: Eukaryota; Fungi; Ascomycota; Sordariomycetes; Hypocreales; Nectriaceae
Product: carbon-nitrogen hydrolase
Exons: 3
Coding region: 467-1339 (290 amino acids)
Molecular function (GO): hydrolase activity, acting on carbon-nitrogen (but not peptide) bonds, in linear amides
Source: RefSeq, a predicted model, not a curated record
GCCUUACGACGCGACGCGACGUGGGUGAGUAGUCAAUUGUCUGAGAAUGUGAGAAUGCGCGAGUGCGCGGUGCGGGAGUACCUGUUGAUUGAGAGAACAAAGGCGAUUACUUAGUUGACUCGAGGAAGGAAAGCCUCGCUUUGUUGGCGUUUAAAAGUGGGACUAUGGCGGCAUACGUUCCCCUCCCUUCUUUAUCUCAACACCGAAGAGGCUUGCUCUUACACUUUUCAAGCUAACUUCCGCCGACAACAAGCGAGUUACAACGCUGAGAGAAACAAUCGACCGGAUCUAACCCGGUGAAUCACGCCCCCGCGUUCCUCGCUGCGCUGUGGAUCUUGUGAGAGUCAGGAGGGUCUGAGCAACACCUUACCAAGGGAGACGAAAGCCACGGCGUCACAGAUCGAGAUCUCGUACCCGCCGGGAAGACCCAUCUCGCCAUAAUCAACUGAGACAGUACGGUGUCACCAUGGCUAUUGCGGCAGUCGGCCAGAUCUGCGCCACAGCAUCAAUCAAGGGAAAUCUGGAUCAAUGUGCGAGACUUGUAGGAAGGGCGGCAGCAGGAGGAGCUAAGAUUCUCUUCCUGCCUGAAGCAUCCGACUACAUCGCCCUCAACGCCCAGGCCUCGCUGGACCUUGCGGAGUCGCAGUCAACCUCUCCCUUCGUGGCGGGACUUCAAGAUGCCGCGCGUACGCACGGCAUCGCCGUCCACGUGGGUAUCCAUCAUCGCCCUGCUGCAGGUAGCAAGUUGCUGAACCGGAACCUGUACAUCGACGCCAAGGGCGAGAUCAACGAUGCGGCAACGUAUGACAAACUUCACGUAUUUGACUACGGGUCUCUGAAAGAGAGCGCAACGGUCCAGCCUGGACCGUCACUAACAGCACCGUUCGAGUCCCCGGUCGGCCGCAUCGGCAGCCUCAUCUGCUUUGAUCUGCGGUUCCCGGAGGCGGCUCUGGCUCUGGCUCAACCCGGUGCGAACAGUGCUUGGGCACAACGACCGGCGCAGAUUUUGACGUACCCAAGCGCGUUUACACUACGAACUGGAGUGGCGCAUUGGGAGGUUCUACUCAGAGCGCGAGCGAUUGAGACGCAGAGCUGGGUAAUUGCCGCGGCGCAAGUAGGGUUACACAAUGAGAAGCGGGCGAGCUACGGCCACAGCAUCGUCGUGGAUCCCUGGGGCAAAGUAAUGCUUCAACUCAAGGGUGUAGUCGAUGCAAAGACGGCGGGGGUCCCAGAGGGCACCGCCGAGGACGGUGCGGUGGAGGAGUUGGGUUUCGUCGACAUUGACCUUGGGCAGUGGGAGCGGAUCCGGAGUGAGAUGCCGCUGAAGCGAAGGACGUAAGUGUUGCGUUGCUUUCUUUUGUUGUAUUAUUUCUUGUUUGGUUGCUUGUCUCUGAUUGACGUAUCUCAUUAUUGCUUGCUUUUUUUCCUGUUGUCUCUGCCAUGUUUCGGCAUAUCUGUGUCGCUAUUGGAUCGACCAUCAAAAUGGCUUGCUUGCUAACAGGAUACAGCGACGUCUACCCCGAGCUCACCCCCACCAUUUCAUCUUCAAUUUUGGAGAGCUGAUAAGACUAUAAGGGAGUGGCAUGGGGUUGAAUCUCAUAGCGCACAUGUUGUCAAUAGAGCAUAGAUCGGUAUUGUAGAGUUGUGUUGCUAUCUGUGCGCACUAGACAUUGACAGUUAUCAACGAACUUGCUAAAUAGGCGUCUAGGAAAUUAUCAAAAAUUCAACAAUAAAGAUCAAAUGCUACUGAUUUCAUGAGACAUACUCAUUCG